Epithele typhae is the source of this 270-nucleotide messenger RNA. RefSeq lists its product as uncharacterized. The annotation marks the transcript as partial. The transcript has a single exon. Lineage: Eukaryota; Fungi; Basidiomycota; Agaricomycetes; Polyporales; Epitheliaceae. The record is from RefSeq and is a predicted model, not a curated record.
CUUAUCCAGCUACGCUCCGGACAUGCCCCACUCAACGCCCAUCUCUUCCGCAUCAAGCGCGCAGACUCUGCGCUCUGCCCGGCCUGCAAAUUCGCCCCGGAAACCGUCCUGCACUACCUCAUCCUCUGCCCACGAUGGGACUCGCUCCGCGCUCGCCACCUGUCCCCCUGCGGCCGUGCUGCCCGAAAGGUCUCCGCUCUCCUCUCCGACUCCUCCCUCUUCCCCGCACUUUUCAAGUUCAUCACUGCAACGGGCCGUCUAUCCCGCAAC